ACUCAACAUGCACACUCUUCCGAACUUGCUCAUGUCGAAAAGGUGCUUGCAUGUCUUUCACCGCUCUAUCAUACAAUCAAAAUGCAACAGUCGCCUGGCUCAUUGCAAUACCCUUUUCCAAUUUAAUUCUUCUCCACAACUAAGACCGUUCUCGUCACUGCCAGCACAAAUCGCGACCCCAGUCACGGCUAGUACAAGUUCACUGCCAACCUUCCUUCAAUUUGCUCGUACGCAACUGCGUAAUGCAACUCAUAGAGACCUGCUUCGUUUUCGGUAUAGUUCCUCCCGUCGUCCACCCCGCAGGCCAAACUGGUUGGAUUCAAUAAACGGAAACGUCAUAUUCGUGGUCAUCAUCGCAAUAAACGCUGGCGUCUUUCUUCUCUGGCAAGGUGCCAAGUCCACAUACCAAACCACUCGGGACCCUACACUCUGGAUCUUCCUCCGGAACAACUUUUUAGUGAAUUGGGAGAACAUCACCUCCGGUCGCGCGUGGACGCUCAUUACCUCAUGCUUCUCCCAUCAAGACAUAGAGCACGCAUUGUUCAAUGGCCUUUCAUUCUACUUCAUGGCCCCUGGCGUCAUGCAAGUCCUCGGGAACUCGCGUUUCUUAGGGCUCUACUUUCUCGGCGGCAUCGCAUCCAGCGUGACGAGUCUUGUAUGGAACCGUUUCUACAAGCAUGAAUCCAUCUCUUCACAUGGCGCCAGCGGUGCAAUAUUGGCAACCAUUGCGUUUUACGCCUGUGCAUUUCCAAGGACGACGUUUUUAAUAUUCUUCGUCAUCCCUUGUCCUGCGUGGGCGUUCCUUCCUGGGAUCCUCGCGUUUGAUGUGUAUAGAAGUGUCACAGAUGCUAGAACGACAACGGACACAGCAGGUCAUGUCGGUGGAAUGCUCUCAGGCAUAGGUUUCUUCUUAUGGAGAGUGGCUCUUCGUCGCUAGAUUUGCCAAAUCCUGCAGUGAUGGCAUCUGUGAUGCCAACUACUCCACUCAAUCAGAAGAAUCAAAUGUAUUACGCAGCAUGAGGAG
Messenger RNA from Suillus subaureus, 1024 nucleotides. RefSeq lists its product as uncharacterized. Bases 8 to 937 code for a protein of 309 amino acids. Gene Ontology annotation, molecular function: serine-type endopeptidase activity. The transcript has 6 exons. The record is from RefSeq and is a predicted model, not a curated record. Gene Ontology annotation, cellular component: membrane. NCBI's taxonomy places the organism in Eukaryota, Fungi, Basidiomycota, Agaricomycetes, Boletales, Suillaceae.